This is a messenger RNA of Hevea brasiliensis (rubber tree), 752 nucleotides long. Its product is annotated as lipid transfer protein EARLI 1. The record is from RefSeq and is a predicted model, not a curated record. The transcript has a single exon. Lineage: Eukaryota; Viridiplantae; Streptophyta; Magnoliopsida; Malpighiales; Euphorbiaceae. The coding region runs from base 93 to 482 and encodes 129 amino acids.
GCAUAUCCCUCCACUCAUCACAAUACUCUCUACUGUAGCUUAUAGCUGGUCACUGUAAUCACUAGCAUAUAUAAAGCGAUUGGUAUUGAGAAAUGGCUUCCAAAAGCACAGCCUCACUUGCUCUCUUUUUGGUACUCAACCUUCUCUUCUUUUCCCUAGUCUCUGCAUGUGGUGGGGGCUGCCCUUCUCCUAAGCCAAAACCAACUCCAUCACCUUCCAAUGGAAAAUGUCCUAGGGAUGCACUUAAAUUAGGCGUAUGUGCCAAUGUGCUGCGUUCAUUGCUCAAUCUCACCAUUGGAAAACCUCCAGUGGAACCUUGUUGCUCUCUCAUCCAAGGCCUUGUCGAUCUUGAGGCUGCCGUUUGCCUCUGCACAGCCAUCAAAGCAAACGUCUUGGGCAUCAACCUUAACAUUCCACUUUCACUGAGCUUGCUUCUCAAUGUCUGUAGCAAGAAGGUUCCCUCUGGUUUCCAAUGCUCCUAAAGACAGAUUUCUUUCUGCCGAGCUAGUUUCUAUGGAUUUUAUAAGUCUUUCUUGAGGUACCAAAUUACUGUUUAAAUUAAUUUGUGUCAGUGAUGUAGUAAGUUUGAAAGCGUUUGUGCUUAAAAAAAAAAAAGUUUGAAAGCGUUUGUUUCUUGGGCGUCUCAGCUAAAUAAGUAUAGUUUCCCAUAAUAAUGUUUAAGCAAUUUUAUGGUACAAUCAAUGAAAUUUGAUUUCUUUUCUUAAUAAAAUUAGUCUUUAAUUCCCUUGAAA